Rhododendron vialii is the source of this 1920-nucleotide messenger RNA. RefSeq names its product thiosulfate/3-mercaptopyruvate sulfurtransferase 1, mitochondrial-like. Gene Ontology annotation, biological process: transsulfuration. The transcript is spliced from 11 exons. The record is from RefSeq and is a predicted model, not a curated record. Lineage: Eukaryota; Viridiplantae; Streptophyta; Magnoliopsida; Ericales; Ericaceae. Gene Ontology annotation, molecular function: thiosulfate-cyanide sulfurtransferase activity. Bases 240 to 1397 code for a protein of 385 amino acids. Gene Ontology annotation, cellular component: mitochondrion.
ACUGGGUACUACUCGCAAUAUUCAUCAUCGGCAUCGUCAUCGUCGUAGGCGGCAUAUUGGCACAGCAUGUGUACUCGUCGUUGUGCGAUCGAGUCGACUGUCGAGUGAACUUCAUUCGUUCAUACUCCUAUUAGCAUAGCAGAGCAGAGCAGGUGUACUGUUGUGCAAAAGAAACCCCUAUCCCUAUCCCUAACCCUAUCCCUAUGGUUAUGUUCUCUUCGUUCCGAGUAGUACUGUAAAUGGCAUCCACUCUUCUCUCUAGAACUCUCUUGGCUCAUCGCUUCCUUCAAUCUUCUUUCUCUCUCACUCCCAAGCCCCAAUUUUUCUCGUCUUUCUUCCCUAAGAGACCGUCUCACUUUUGUGCUUCGCCUACCUACUUGGUGUAUAAGACCGCUGGUCUUGCAUCUUGCGCCACAUCAUUUUUUGGGUCAAAAGCUUCUCUUUCAACACAAUCUAUGUCGUCUAAUGAACCUGUUGUUUCCGUUGAUUGGCUCCAUGCUAACCUCAAAGAGCCUGAUAUGAAGGUGUUGGAUGCAUCCUGGUACAUGCCAGAUGAACAGAGGAAUCCACUUCAAGAGUAUCAGGUUGCCCACAUUCCUGGUGCCCUUUUCUUCGAUGUAGAUGGAAUAUCAGACCAAACCACUAAAUUGCCACAUAUGUUACCAUCAGAAGAAGCCUUUUCUGCUGCUGUUUCAGCCCUUGGUAUUGAGAAUAAAGACGGCGUGGUUGUUUAUGACGGAAAGGGAAUUUUCAGUGCAGCUCGAGUUUGGUGGAUGUUCAGAGUAUUUGGGCAUGAUAGAGUCUGGGUGUUAGAUGGAGGACUUCCCAGAUGGCGUGCUUCAGGAUACGAUGUUGAAUCUAGUGCUUCUGGUGAUGCAAUUUUAAAAGCAAGUGCUGCCAGUGAGGCAAUAGAGAAAGUAUAUCAUGGACAAGCUGUUGGCCCAAUUACAUUUGAAGCCAAAUUUCAGCCACAUCUCGUCUGGACUCUCGAACAGGUGAAGAGAAACGUUGAGGACAAAACACAUCAACAUGUAGAUGCCCGUUCAAAGGCUAGGUUUGAUGGGGUUGCAGCAGAGCCUCGAAAAGGAAUAAGAAGUGGUCAUGUACCAGGAAGCAAGUGCAUUCCUUUCCCACAGAUGCUUGAUGGAUUGCAGACACUUCUACCCUCGGAUGAGCUUAAAAAGAGAUUUGAUCAAGAAGGCAUCACUUUGGACGGCCCUGUUGUAACUUCAUGUGGCACUGGUGUAACUGCUUGCAUUCUUGCCCUGGUGAAGUUUCCUCUGGUUUCAUAUGUUUCCUUGCCACUAUAUUACAUUACAUCUUCCUAUUCCGAGUAUCUCUUAUUGUUUAGUUUAGUUCCACACCGCUGCGUCCUAAUAAAGUACCUUCACAAAUGAGAGUAGUUGAGACUAUUAUGGGAUCUUUUCGUGGAAAAUAAGUUUGCCAUAUGUAGUAUAGUGUCAUUGUACAGGAAUUAUAAAGAGAGAUACGAGUACAUCGAAGAUAUGAGAUGAACUUAUGAAAUUGAACACCUGUGAUUGUGAAGUUGGGGUUCUGCCCAAAAGAAUAAAGAAGAUUAUUCUUCCGUGAAAGAUGUGAGAUAAAGAUCUCUUUCUCAUCUUUACAGGGUCUUCAUCGACUUGGGAAGACUGAUGUUUCAGUAUAUGAUGGGUCAUGGACAGAAUGGGGAGCACAUCCAGACACGCCUGUCUCCACUUCGUGAAUAUGUUAUUGCAACAAUAUCAGAUACUUUGUCGGCGACAAGCACAGUGUGAGCUUGCCUUGUUUAAUGGUGUUAUCAGGGAUUUCUUGACAAAUGAAUUAUCUGGUUGUUUUUUUCCUUUGACAGUGGAACGUUUUUUAUGUGGUCCCAUAAUCAAACUCUGAAUAAAAUGAAAUUGUCGGAGUACUUGUCAAACA